AUGUCUGCUCCUGCCGCCCCGAGGCCGGCCGAGCCUGGCGCCAACAAUGACGAGGCGGUAUUCAACGCGCCGAGCUACUUCCGCGAGUCGGCGGAUUUCAUGCGGGUCCUGUAUGAGGUGCUAGAGCGUGAGCUCCCAGUCGAAUGGCAGACACCACUGCUCCCAGCCCCGGAGCCCCUGGCCGACCGGCCGCCUACCCUGCGCUUCGAGGCUUUUCAGUCCAUCGUCCAGUCGGACCAUCAGUACAUCUGCGGACAGACCCAAUGGCUGGCUGACGUGCUCAAGGUCCUCGCACAGUGCACGGUGCACCUCCUGCCGCCGGCCGCCGACACUGCCUUUGGUCACUUGCUGUCGGUCGAGGCACGUGGCGCCGCCGCCUUCGCGGUGUCGAGCCACGGAGCCUCGCCCUUCGUGUACCAGGCGGCCGACUUCGCCGAGGUGUCGCAAUGGGCAUCGAACAUCUGUUUGCAACAUUGCUUCCGGAAUCUGGCCGACUCGGUGCGCGGUCUGCCCCUUCCGGAUAUCGGCGCCUAUGCCACCACUUGCCAGGGCCCCUACAUUCUGGACUCCGGGGUGAGGAUGACCUCGGCCAAGUGCCUGGCGGUGCUGUCGGCGCGCCUGGCGCCUGUGGUGCGCUUGCGCCUGGUGGCCGACCUGCUGGAUGCGGUGGCCGGGCCAGCCGGGGUCCCCGGGCGCGAGACGCUCCUCCGGUCGCACGAUGCCAAUCUCCUGCACGGGGUGCUGUUUACGGUGGCCGAGGCCACUCGGCGAGAUCUGUCCAAGGGGGCACCCGGCGGGCCGGGUCUCUCCGAAGAGCUGGUGGCCCUGCUGGCCCGGCUAACCGGGGUAGCCUGCGACGCGCUGACCCUCACGGUGGACCACUUCCCGCCAGGGCCCAGUCGGCCGGCGCUUCGGCGUCUGGUGGUGUCGGUGCGCGACACGGCCUGCUUUUUGGCGUGGGCCCUCUCGCGACAUCCGCACCCUUCGUAUGUGGCCUUCGAGCACCCGGUUGAUGGUCAGCCGGGCACCGGGGACCGGUCCGGCGGCUCGGCAGCGCUACUGUGGCUGUUGCAUGGGCGCCUGGCACGCGAGCUCCUGGCAGCGGCGCUGUUCGAUGUGUCGGUCAGCAUUCGACGCGGGGCGGCGGCCGCCUUCCAGGAGUUGGCUGGCCGGUCUUCCGGGUGGGCCCUGACGCGCGGGGGUGUGACGGUGGCCGGGGGUGGUGACAGCGGCCUCGAGUCCGCGUCGGGCUCCUCCCGAGUGGACCGGAUCUGGUCGGCGGCCGGGACACUGGCGCACGGGGUCCUUCUGUCGGAGCACCUGUCCUUCUACCAUGUUGGCGAUCUGCGCCUGAUUGAGCGCCAAGUCUUGCCGUCCAUUUGCAGUUUCGACGCCCGGCUGGUGUACCUGCCGGCGUUGGUGGUGUCCCUGGCCGAGGAGCGCAUCACCACCGGGCACUAUGGGGAUUUCGACGGGGCAUCGGCCCGGCAAUUGCGCCUCCGCGGAGGCCUCCUGCUGGAGGCCAUGCUGCGCAGUGUGUGGAAGGCCGGCGGCGAUGGGGCUGACAGCCCGGGGGACCGGCUGCUGGCGGCGCUGGCCGGGCACCUGUUCUGGACGCUGGGCGUGGGGCCCGGCCCGGCGCCGGGGCCCCCGGCAUCGGCGGAGGCCCUGCACGGGGCCCUGUGCCUGCUGCUGGCCCUGAUGCCGCACCUGCUGGCCCGGUAUCGGCUGGCCCCGGGGGAGGUGGCCUUCCUGGCGGUGAUGGGGUGCGAUUCUUUUGCCCCGGGGCUGCUCCGACAGACGGCGGCCCUGCUGCUGGCCGAGGGCCCGGCCGGGGCGGCGAUGGCACUGGCUGCGCGUCGGUCGCCAGCCCUUGCGCGGCUUUGGGACCUGGUCCCGGCGCCGGUCCUGGGCCUGGCAUGCCGUGUGCUGGAGUUCCUGCAGUUGGCCCCGUCCGAGCCGGUGGCGGGUCCCUUGGCAGGGGCCCAGCAGUUCGAGGACUUUGCUCGGGCGGCCGACUGGCCGGCGUGGGCGGUGCUCGUCGGAGCGGCGGGGAUCUUGCGCGCCGGGCGGCCGGCGGCCGAGGCCGCCUCGAUCUCCAACCUGACGGCCUUCCUGUGGGGCGCCGGUGACCCGCUGGCGGUCCAGCCACCCGCCCUGGCCACCGAGGAGGAGGAGGAGGAGCAGGAGGAGGGCAUCCCGGGCCCGGGGGCCGCGCCAUGCCUGGCCCAGGCGGCACCCCUGAGGGCGGCCUUCCCCACUGGGGCCUUUGUGUUGGGGCUGUUUGCGCGGCCGGGGUCCGCCGAGACGCCCGGCGAUGAGGCGGCCUUUGCACUGGCCCGACAGGCGGACUCGGUGGCUGUGGCAGCCACUGCGGCGGGGGUCGACCCGCCGGCGGCCGAGAGCUGGUUCGCGCCGGAAGCGGCCCCGGCGUCGGAGGCCGUACGCCUGCUUCGGCGGUUGGCCGACCUGCCGGUGGCCAGCCAGCCGGUGGUGGCCUGCCUCCGUGGGUUGUUGGAUGGCUUUUGCAGCGUGGCCCCUGGGUUCGCAUCGCCCUACCGCCAGGCGAGCCCGGCACUGGCGCGAGUGGCCCGCGUGGCGCCCGGCUCCUCGCCGGCUGACCUGUGGUCCGUCCUGCCGGCCAUGGUGGCCGGAUGCUGGCCGGCGGUGUCCCGGCACCUGGCAGCCGACCAGGCCGGCCUUGACCAUCGGGUGCUGGCCCGGGCCUUCGGGCUGUUCAGCUCGGCGACGGCGACAGCAUUGACCAAGCGGAACUUCUAUUUCGCCCUCGGGACCAUCCUGGCAUCGACCGAUGCCGCGGGCAUCUGCUCGAUCCCACUGCCGGAGGCGGUCGGCAAUGGCGGCCCGCCGGAGGCCCGACUCGCCCGGCUCCUGGCCCAGGGGCUGAUGGAUUUCUCCAGCACCCAGACACAGGGCGAUGUCGGGUCGUGGGUGCGGGCGGCGGCCGCCGCGGCGGCGAUCCCCCUGCUGGACCGGGUACUCGGCGGUGGCCCGACAGUUCCGGAGUCUGUGGCCCCGGCCGCGGCGCAACUGAUCCGGGCCCUACUACUGACAUGUGUCGACACGGUGGACCGGGUUCGACUGAGUGCCUUGCGGGCUGUGCGGCGCGCCCUGUCCCUGGUGGGGGUGGUUCCGCUGACGGAGGCGCCGGCCGGCCGCGUGCCGGCCGAGGUGCUGACUGCCAUCGUGCACCUGCUGGGGGCCCUGGUAGAUCGGGUGCCCAUUUUGCCGGGAGACCUGGCCGGAGCUGUGGCCGGCGGCCCGGGAGGCGUGCCCGCGCCGGACCUGGCCACUGUGUGGCAUCUGGCCGCGCGCGGGGCCAUGGUGCGAGCCCUCACCCGGGCGCCGGGGUGCCCAGUUCGCAAGGCGGUGGUCGCGCGCCUGGCCGAGCCGCAGGCCGGGUCCACCCGGACCAGCAUCUGGUUGGCGGCGGUCCGGCAUCCGGCGGCGACACAUGCGUUGGCCGCGGCGGCCUUGACCCCGGACCACCCGGCCAAGACGGUCCCCCUGUUGGGGGAUGUACUGGCCGAGCAGCUGGUGCCCGGGGCGAGCCCAGCGAGCCCCUCGGCAUGGGCGGAGCUGGCCCAGCGCGGAGCAGCCCUGGCCAUGUUGGCCGGGCUGCUGUGGGCGGCCGGCGGCCCGACGGGCCAGGCCCGGGCGUCAGCCUAUGUCGGGCGCUGCUUGACGCUGUCGGCCAGCAUGCUGCGAGAUGGGGACGCCCCGGUGGAGCCCUGCCGGCAGGUGGUGCUUGCCGUGGCGGCGGUGGCCUUGCCGGCGUUUACCACCACCACCACCACCACCCCGGCGGGCAUGGUGCCGGAGGGGGAUCUGCUCGGCGCGCUGGCCGCCCUGCACCGGGGUCUGCUGGAGGCGGACAGUCACCGGGCCCGGCCGGGCAGUGGCUCGGCUCUGGCAGAUGCUUUGGACGAGCGCCGGCGUUUGGCGGACCAGGCAGCCGCUCUGGCCGAGCUGCUCGGUGGCUGACUGGCGGCGCGCGAAGCCGCAGCAGGACGUCCUCGGUGUGGUGGAAGGCGGUGGGCGG
This is a messenger RNA of Fonticula alba, 4063 nucleotides long. RefSeq lists its product as hypothetical. The transcript is spliced from 6 exons. Gene Ontology annotation, biological process: post-chaperonin tubulin folding pathway; tubulin complex assembly; microtubule cytoskeleton organization. Gene Ontology annotation, molecular function: beta-tubulin binding; GTPase activator activity. The record is from RefSeq and is a predicted model, not a curated record. NCBI's taxonomy places the organism in Eukaryota, Rotosphaerida, Fonticulaceae. Bases 1 to 4005 code for a protein of 1334 amino acids.